Messenger RNA from Nezara viridula (southern green stink bug), 1401 nucleotides. NCBI's taxonomy places the organism in Eukaryota, Metazoa, Arthropoda, Insecta, Hemiptera, Pentatomidae. The record is from the annotation of a GenBank genome assembly.
GCCAGAGCAUUCUACAGGAUGCUAUAUUAACUUAUGUUUGUUUUUGUUUUGAAACAGAAAAAUUUGUCGCGGGAUAAUAAUUACACCAGUGAAUUUAGAUUGCGGUGAAUAAUUGUUUCCACUUGGAACUAAGUUCAUAGAUGGGAAGAAGAAAAAGUAAAAGGAAACCUCCUCCAAAAAGGAAGGCAAUAGAACCUUUGGAUACUCAGUUCAACUGCCCAUUCUGUAAUCAUGAAAAGUCUUGUGAAGUUAAAAUGGAUAAAGGAAGGAAUAGUGCCAGGAUAACUUGCAGAGUAUGCCUCGAAGAUUUUCAGACAACUAUAAAUUUCUUAUCAGAACCUGUAGAUGUCUAUAAUGAUUGGAUAGAUGCGUGUGAGACUGCAAAUUAGUUUUUUAUAGUUAAAAUAUUAAGUAAAGUUUAUGAUUAUUUUGUUGAUGUUCAUUUUUAAUACUGCUGUUUUGUUUAUAUAAUUUUUUUAUUAUUGUAGUUACUGUUUCUAUAUUUUAACAGAUAGAAUUUAUGAAAAUAGUUUAUUUAAAUUAUAUUGAAAUUUAACUACUCUUGUAGUUACCAGAUUUAUAUUCAUUUUAAAUGAUAAAUUUUAAUGUUCACCAAGGAAUUAUUUAUUAUGAGUACAUAUGUAUGUAUUAUGUACUGGCAAAGUGUAAUUUUAGAUUAAUUGUAUGAUUUUUUUUAUUUUUUAUUUCUUGGGAUAAACCAGAUAUUAAUAAUUUGCCUUAUUGAUGAAUUCUUAAAAAACAAUUUGCAUUAUUACUUUUUUCUUUUAGUUUUUCCGUUUAGUCCUUUUUAGAAAUUCUGACAAUAUUACUACGUAUUUAAUGUUAACUAAUAAUUUACCUUUUUUUUUUUUAAUUGUAUCUUAUAUACGAAUGAUAUAUAAUUACUAAGUGAAAGAUUAAAUUCCUUCAAAAAUAAUAUUAUACCUCAAGUUGGAUUUGAAUUAAUUUUUAGAAUUAAUAAUUAAAGUUUUAGAAUUAGCAUGAAAAUUCUAGUGAAAUAUUUAACUGAGGCAUCUGAUGUGAACGUACUGUUCUAUAACUUAAUGUUUGUUAAAUAUCUAUGUAUAAUCAAAGCAUAUCUUAAGUGUAGAAUAAAUUUUCCUUUAAAUAUAUAUAUAUUUAGGUAUUUCUGUUUUUUUUUUAAACAAAAAUAUGUGCAAUGCUUGUUUUAUUUUUUAAUCAAAUUUUAUGUUGUAGAAAAUAUUUUAUUGAUGUUGUAACACUUAUAAGAGUGUAUAAUUGUUUAUUUUAUCAGAAAAAAUUGGUUCAAGUAGAUUUUUUGGAAGAAUUUCAUAUCAUUGCAUUAAGUUAUGCAAAUUGAUUUAUGUUUUAUCAAUUUCAUGUGUAUAUGAGUCAUGAAAUAAAUUUUUCUUUUUAUUA